Polyodon spathula (Mississippi paddlefish) is the source of this 6329-nucleotide messenger RNA. RefSeq names its product calcium/calmodulin-dependent protein kinase kinase 2-like. Gene Ontology annotation, molecular function: protein kinase activity; ATP binding. NCBI's taxonomy places the organism in Eukaryota, Metazoa, Chordata, Actinopteri, Acipenseriformes, Polyodontidae. The transcript has 17 exons. The record is from RefSeq and is a predicted model, not a curated record. Gene Ontology annotation, biological process: activation of protein kinase activity; protein phosphorylation; CAMKK-AMPK signaling cascade. Bases 127 to 1899 code for a protein of 590 amino acids.
UCCCCGAAUCUGCAGUUCUAUUGCAGGCAAAAGUCGAGCGGAGAGCAGAAGGGUAGAGAAAGUGAAGAAUGCUUGGGAUCUGCUCACGUGAAAAAUCAAACGCCUUGUUACCUGAAGGGCUGAUGGAUGAGCAGUUUGGCGGCAGUUGGGACGAUCGCCAUGUCAUCAUGUGUUUCGAGUCAGCCUGCUGCUGAGAAGACGCCUGUUUGCAGGGAUGAGCAGAGCAGCAUCACCAGAAAGACCAAGCAGCAGCAGCAGCAGCAGCAUCCCCCAGACCUUGUGUGCAGCAUCUCAAUACUGAACCUUGACGUUGGCAUGGAGUCCCUGAUUGUGGUCACUGACUAUGACCCGAGCUCGGCCGGGCAGGGCGAAGACAUGGACAGCUGCAAUCCCCCCGAGCAUCAACCUGACUGCAGCCGGCUCACCGAAGUGGGCGUCUCCGCGCCCCUCUUCAGGAACGAGCAGAACCAAGGGAGCCAGGAGGCCAGAGUCCGGCUCAACCUCUCCGACCGCAAACUAUCCCUGCAGGAACGCUCCCAGACUGCCCAGUCUCCGGGCAGCAACCCAGGGGUAAACGGACGCUACAUUUACCCCUCCCUGCCCUACUCGCCUAUCACCUCGCCCCACUCUUCCCCUCGACUGCCACGGAGACCCACGGUUGAGUCUCACAGAGUCUCGAUCACUGAUCUGCAGGACUGUGUGCAGCUCAACCAAUACAAGCUGAAAGAUGAAAUUGGAAAGGGCUCCUAUGGAGUUGUCAAGCUGGCGUAUAAUGAAGAUGACAACACCUACUAUGCAAUGAAAGUUCUCUCCAAAAAGAAGCUCAUGCGACAAGCUGGCUUUCCGCGCCGGCCCCCCCCAAGGGGUGCUAAAGCCGUCUCUGAGGGUCCCCCUCAGCCGAAGGGGCCCCUGGAGCGAGUGUACCAGGAGAUUGCCAUCCUAAAGAAGCUGGACCACCCGAAUGUGGUGAAACUGGUCGAGGUGCUGGAUGACCCCAGUGAGGACCAUCUGUACAUGGUGUUUGAACUGGUGAAACAAGGUCCUGUAAUGGAAGUUACAACAGACAAACCCCUAACUGAAAACCAGGCACGGUUCUACUUCAAGGAUUUGUUGCGGGGAAUCGAAUUCUUGCACUAUCAGAAGAUAAUCCACCGGGAUAUUAAGCCGUCCAAUCUUCUGGUGGGAGAAGACGGGCACGUCAAGAUCGCGGACUUCGGAGUCAGCAAUCAGUUUGAAGGCACGGACGCCCUGCUGACCAGCACUGUGGGCACCCCAGCCUUCCUGGCCCCCGAGACCCUGUCAGAGACCAGGAAGAAUUUCUCAGGCAAGGCGUUGGAUGUCUGGGCCAUGGGAGUCACUUUAUACUGCUUCAUGUUUGGACAGUGUCCCUUCAUGGAUGAGCGGAUAUUAAGCCUGCAUCACAAAAUUAAGAACCAGCUUGUGGAAAUGCCAGAGCAACGAGAUGUAUCUGAAGAGUUAAAGGACCUGCUAUUAAAAAUGUUGAACAAGAACCCGGAGAUGAGAAUCACAGUCCCUCAGAUUAAGGUCCACCCCUGGGUGACGAGACACGGGUCCGAGCCGCUCCCCUCGGAGGAUGAGAACUGCACACUGAUAGAGGUGACAGAGGAGGAGGUGGAGAACUCUGUCAAGCACAUCCCCAGCCUGGCUACAGUGAUUUUGGUGAAGACCAUGCUCCGGAAGCGAUCCUUUGGGAACCCCUUUGAUUGGAGCAGGCGGGAGGAACGGUGUCUGUCUGCCUCGGGAAACUCGCUCAUAAAAAACAAGUCAGGAAAUGUGAAAUACUGCUACAUUCACAGUAGCCACAGGAAGCAAGGCAGUGGGGACAGUAUAAAGAGCGCAGACCUGCCAGGUGUGGGGGAGGAUGAGGUCCUGUCCUGAAGGUGGCUGUCGAUUUAGAGAGCGGAUGGAUUGCCGCAAGUCUCCAAAGCACUGGAGGCUAAAGCACAGCUACUGCCAGCAGCGAGGUCUCAUGCAGUGGUUUGAAGGAGCCCCCAGUACAGUAAUCUGUUUGUGUGCAGCUUUACAAUAGGCAGGCGCCUGGCAUGGGUCAGUCCUUGUGGUUUGCAUGUUUUCAAAUACAAGAUAAACAUUUCAUCAAUGACCCAGACUUGUACAGCAGAUCAAUAUCUUACCUACUGGUGCAAAUUACCCCCACCCCCCCAGCAUGAACUGCUUUACUAUUUGUGAUCGAUAUAGGAUUGGAUCGCUUUAUAAGUGUACUACUUGCUGAGGCUUUUAAUAUAUUUAAGAAUUGUGGUUUAACAAAACCUGAUACUGAUAUAAAGGUGCAGUUUGAACAUUUGUUUCUUUAAAGUGUAUUUAAGAAAAAGGAUCUUGUACAGUGUCGUGUAGAAUCACAUGUUGGAUAUCUGCAUACAGUUAGGUAGCAGGAGCAGUUCUGUUAUUGUUGUAGCACACAAUAGCAUUCUUUAAGCGUUGUUGUAGAGUAUUGACGGUAUUUGUCAUUGCAUUUUGUUUUCCAUGUCUUAGCUUAUAGCUUUGCUGUUAAGUUUAACGGUCACUAUACAGUGGGUACAGUAAAUGUAUUUACUGCUUUCAAUCGUUUUAAUAAAACGGUAGUUUAGGCACUAUGCGAGUAGCCUAUUUUGAUCAAGUGCCACAUUAUCACUAAUCUGCUGAUUCCAGGUUCUUGCUACAAACCUCUGAUAAGCUAUUUAAUAUACUGACAGCAAUAUUGAGAAACCCCACAUACAUGUUAGUGUUCACUUGAUGGUGCUUCUUAUUCAGUUUGAAAACCAUUAACUCCAGCAUGGACUAACACGGACAUGUUUUGAAUACGAGCUGUGGCUGUUUUCACAGACCCCGAUUACCACUAAUCCUGGAUUUCCUAAUGUUACCAUAGGCUGAGACUAGUGUUAAUCAGGGUCUGGGAAAGUAGCCGGAAGUGAAAAGUGGGCUGAAUUUUACUGCAGUUUGGUUGAUGGUUUUAUUGAUUUGUGUGACAUACAGAGCAGCCUGGGGAAAAAAAAAAAAAACUAAACAAAAAAAAAAAAAAAAACACUUUUGAGAGGAAAAAAAUACCAAACGGUUUUACCUGUUUUGGUACAAGGGCUAUGUGACUUUUUUAAAUAGUCUUACUUUAAACAAGAUGGCCCUAUUUUAUCUGAGGGAAUGGAAUAACACAUGUACCAAUGCUUCCAUAACCAAUCCGCUACAUCGAUGCAAAAUGUUUCAAAUAGGAGCUUUGUGGCAACGACUGCUUUCAAUACACGCCUAGUACAUAUACCCUGAUUAACUGUUAAAUAGAACAAAACUGAAUCAAUCUCUAAUAUAUGAUAGUCCAGUAUUUUGUUAUAGUUCCAGUUAGAGUGUGUCGUAGUUGUUAGUUGCAGAUAAAUGGACUGAAACGUAUUCUGCAUGUUUUGCAGUUGAUUCUGAACCAGUCAGUUGAUUUAAAGUAAUGCUUCCGUUUGCUUUUUUUACAUUUUGUAAAUACCUUCUGAUUGACAAUUAAACAAGAGGUUCUGGGGGCUGAGGCAAACCAGAACCCUAUACAUGGGUAAUGGAAUGGAAUCCGAGUUAGGGAUAGGUAAGAAAAGCUUUGUUUAAAGCAGCCCAUUGUGAUCCAAUACAUGCUAUAAGUAUGUGUUUUAAAAUGUACUGGGCUUUAUUUAGGUGCAGCUGAAUCCCAUUAUUAGUUAAGGGUAGCCUGGAACGAGACAUGCUAUGUGAAUGGUUCAGUCCAUUGAUUAAGCCUUGCUCAACAAAAAGUUCAAUAUACUUCUCUUUCAGUCUCUUUACAACCUCUGUGAUCCUAUAUACUGUUUAACCUGUGCAUAGCCUGGGAACAGUGAAAGUGAUUUUUGUAAAUUCAGAUUCCUAGAAAAGUGAAAAAGUAGCAAUGGAACUUGUUCAAUCUCUGGAAUGUUAGGGAGGUGAUUCUUUUUUUUUUAUUAUUAUUAUUAUUAUUAUUAUUAUUAUAGUAGAUGUCGGUUAUUAGCAACUCUGAUAAAGACAACUUUAAGUUCAAUCUUUAAUGUUAAUGGAAUUCUGAUAUUAGCAACUGCACGCUGCUUAUUGACAGCUUUAUUACUAGUUACCAGUGCUACAGAGCACACUUGCAUGAUUUAUGCACAUACUUCAUGCAGCUUUUAUAAUACACUGCGUAUUUCUGGUAGACUGAGGAAGAAUCACGGCUUUGAAACUGGCUACGAAUCUGCACGCAAAAUUGAGAUGGAUUUACAGCGAGAGGUGGUACAUUGUAGAAAAGCAGACAACACUGGACAAUUUCUUAUUUUAAAAUGGUGUUCUUUAGAAUUGAUUUUAAGUACAAUACAUUUUUUUAUGCUUGCUUUACUCAUUGUAAGGACAAUUGUAGCGCAUCAUUGUGUAGUACUAUAUAAGCCUACUCCCUUUUUUGUUUUACACAUGCGUGAAGUAAACAGCUCUGUUUGGGUAUUUUGUGUUGGUCAUGUUCAUUUUUUAACACUAACAUUUAAAAUAAAUGUAUUUCAGUGCCAUGUUUGUACAAACUACAUUAUAUAUCAUUGUAACAUAUAAAUACACUUGAAAAACAGCUUUUCACUUAUUGGCAACUUUUUCUUGGGAACCAAGAGGUUGUUAAGUUAAUAAACUGCAUCUGCUGUAUUAUUAUUACAUUCUGAUUUAUAGAAUGUCUUUUUUAAGUGUAAAAUGAUUUGUGGAAUGGAAAGAAAGAAAGCGCAUCUUGUGUUUAGACAUGUUCAAUCAUUUUGAGUGGUUCUCGGUUUUGCAUUGAGAAUGGCAUUUCCCCUAUAAAGCGUCCUGUUGUGUUGGCCCCUGUGACACCAAAUACUACACACAGAGCAGGGUUCCCAGUGACAAUCCACCGCCACACCUUCUGCAGUGAGGACAUUGGAGACAGUAGGCAGUUCAUUUGACUGAAAGUUAGGUAGGCAACAGUGGUACUGAAAUUAUUCAAUCUUCAUAACCUAAUAUCAAAUCUGUAAGGAAAAAAAGCGACAAUUUUUCUAUUUUUUUUACUGUUAAACUCAUAAAACUUUACUAGAAAAUCCCCAACUGAUGGCUGUGGAAAGUACAUCCUUCUCCCCUUGAUAUCUUCUAAAGGAGCAGAGGGAGAGAAACUCUAGACUUUUAAGGUGAUGUUUAUGGAUGCCUUUGAGAGCACACAUAGGCCAUAAGCCUUGUUAUACUGCUGUAAGUUAUUGCUGUUCUAGUGUAGUAAAAUGGCUUUUCUUACUAUGAUAUGUAUGGACUGUAUUUCUUACUGUGCAUUUUAAUUUUACUGUCCGUUUCAGUAUGUUUUAUAUUGACAAUAUUGAUGCCAGCCUUCACUGAAGUAAAAUGGCAGGUGUAUUGGUUGUUAUUAUCAGCCCAGGGCUGCAGUAUUUGCCUGGUUUAAUAUAACGCAUGUAUACAGGCGGUUUAAAAUCACAGACCUAGGUAAUAUUAACCCGAUGUUGCAUGGUGUCCCAAACAAGAACACUAGGUCAAGCGAAGGUCAUUUAUCCUGUUUGACUGUUGACAAAAAAAAAAAAAACUGUACACUGAAAGAGGUACAUGCUGUGUGAUAAAUAUUCCAAACACGUCACACAAAGCUGGCUAUCUAGACCACCUAAUUCAAUUUCCAAUUUCACAAUGCAACAGAGGGUUAAAGCUGGUCAGUAAUAUAUCAACUUGCACACAAUCUUAACUCCAAUGAAAUAGUGUAAUGCAGAAUGCAAAGACAGAAAAAUGCAUACUUAAAAGCAAGAUCCUCCACACAGUGGUAACCAUUCUAGAACAUUGGUGUUCAAAUCAAUUAGAAUUGUAGCCGGGGGAGCACAGUAUCGUCAGCGUCCUUUGUCUCCGAGACUGUAGAGUAGUGCUUUGUCUGCUAACUGGAAAGCAGUGGAAAUUUAGAGACAAAAACAGUGAAACGCAAUACUGUACAAAAAUGCCACUUUGGAUGAGAUGUAAGGAAGGCUGCUGCAUGCAAUUCGUUCAUCUGGGUGUUGGGUAUUACUGCUCAUGUAUUUUGAAGUAAAACUUUAAAAAAAAAAACACUUAACAAAAUGUCUUGAUAUACUGUAGCAGUGUUGAAGAAGAUACAGCUGCCUUCCCACUCCAGGGUAUGGCACAAAACCAUAGUAGUUGCUAACGCUCAAGCGCAUGCUUCUUUCUUUACGUGAUAUCCUGUACUGCGUACACGUUUUAUAAACAGCUGUUGACCUCAGAGCAGUGGGUGAUAUGCACUACACAUGGCAGGGCUAGGAAAGGUCUUGUUAUGAAUUCUAAUAGCAAGACAACCUGCUACAGCUUCAUGGUGAAAUAUAUCCUAUUAUUUAAAUAAAGUUGCCUUCAUUGUA